Messenger RNA from Chlorella variabilis, 2727 nucleotides. RefSeq lists its product as hypothetical. Lineage: Eukaryota; Viridiplantae; Chlorophyta; Trebouxiophyceae; Chlorellales; Chlorellaceae. Gene Ontology annotation, cellular component: membrane. The transcript is spliced from 19 exons. The record is from RefSeq and is a predicted model, not a curated record. Gene Ontology annotation, molecular function: glycosyltransferase activity. The coding region runs from base 1 to 2727 and encodes 908 amino acids.
AUGCCCGCCAGGAGCGGCAGCCAGCGGGUGCAGCUGGACAGGGCUGCCAGUGGGCCUUUGGCAACCACCGCCUCCGCCCCUCGAGCGGCAGCGCUGGUGGUCGCCUGCCUGCUGUGCUACACCCUGCUGGAGGCCGGCCUGGGCGUCUGGUGGUUCCUGCAGCUGGGCACCGUGGGGCCAUGCCAGAAGGACAACGAGGGAUCCUGGAGCAUCGGCAUCUUCAAGGGGCCCUCGCCGCUGCAGCUGCAGCCUCUGGAGCUGCACGAGCCGCGGCAGGACACGAGCGUGGCGUGGCCGGUGGCCAACCCUGUGCUCACCUGCGCCUCCGUGGGCGACUCCCCCAGCAACUUCGUGGCGGACCCGUUCCUGCUGCAGCGCGACCAGAAGCUCUACAUGUUCUACGAGACCAAGUCCACGGAGCAGCAGAAGGGGCAGAUUGGGGUGGCGGUCAGCUCCGACGGUGGCAUGACCUUCCAGCACCAGGCUGUGGUCCUCGACCUCGCCUGGCACCUGUCCUACCCAUUCGUGUUUGAGCACAACGGCCAGGUCUACAUGCUGCCAGAGGCCAGCGGGUCGGGGCGGCUCAGCCUGUACCGCGCCACCGACUUCCCGCUGGCCUGGCAGGAGGACCGCCUGCUGCUGCCGCGCCCGCUCAUCGACGCCAGCCUGGUGGAGUGGGGCGGCCGCUGGUACCUGCUGGGCAGCGACCACACGCGGCCCGGGGCGAUGAAGAACGGCCACCUGGAGGUGUGGCACGCUGCGUCGCCGCUGGGCCCCUGGGAGCCGCACCCCGCCAACCCCGUUGCCAAUGGCGCGCGCGCCGCGGGCUUCCGCAAUGCGGGCCGCCUGGUCAAGCACGGCGGACGGCUGUACCGUUUUGGCCAGGACUGCGGCGCGACCUAUGGCCAUCGGCUGGUUGCCUUUGAGGUCACCAAGCUGUCGCCCACUGAGUUUGAGCAGCACCCCAUUGAGCACAACAUCAGCGGGCUGAGCGGCCACCGCAAGCCAUCGUGGAACAGCGAGAGGCACCAUCACAUUGAUGUGCAGCAGCUGCCCAGCGGCGAGUGGAUUGCAGCCAUCGACGGUGACCGCGUCGCGUCAGGGCCCAUCUCGCGGCGAGCAAUCUUGACGGUGGUGCGCAUCGUCGUGCCCUGGAUUCUCCUGGCGGGCGUCAUGACGCACAGCCCCGCCUUUCGGCGCUGGGCAAUCAGCGGUGGGCUUGUCAGCGCACCAGCAGUCGGGCGCGAGCCGCGCAGCCCCAUGCGCACCGGUAUCCUGCUGCACAGCUCACUGAUGAGGAGGAUGCAGCUUGGGCAGUUGAGCAGGAAGAAAGCGCGGUCGCUCCUUGAGCUGGACGUGGAGUGUGCGGCGCCGCUGCUGAGUGGCGACUCUGGCGAGGCCGGCGCUGUGGAUGGCGUUGUGCUGGCAGCCGUGGAGAAGCUGGGCGACAAGCAGCAGCAGCAGCAGACGCUGUCACCCACCAGCAGCAACGCAUCCAAGCUGGCACAGCAGGCGGCGAUGGAAGAGGGGAGGCUGGGCAAGGCCGCACAGAUCAAGUCGCCACCGGGCGGCACUACGCUGCAGUACCGCGUCACUCGCAGCAUGUCGACACGUGGCAGUGGCGGGGCCAUCUCUCCACCGCCCCUGUCAGGCAUGUCGCGCGCAGGCAGCUUGGCACGCAGCGGCAGCGCUCGUGCGCAGCAGCAGGCUGCUCGGCGGCGGCGCUGCGUGCCGCUACGGCUGCAGCUGGGCACCUUUGGCAUGGCAUUUCUGGCGGUGGCGGCGCUGCUGGGCCUAGUGGGCCUGUACGGCUACGUGGCGCCCUUCCUUGAAACCUCCAAGCCCUUCACCGUGGACGGCCAGUUCAGCCAGGCAAGCGCGGCAGCUGGGCGGCGAUGCUGGUUCACCCUGCUGUGCAUGAGCUACGAGGCGCGCAUGUCCACGCUGCGCCACUUUGUGCGCCACUACAGCCGCUGCCCCUCCGUCUCCGACAUCGUGCUGGUGUGGAACAAGGGCAAGCCGCCGGUGCCUGAGCGCGACUUUGACAGCGCGGUGCCGGUGCGGGUGCGCCUGGAGGCGCUCAACUCGCUGAACAACCGCUUCAGGCAGGACCCGCUCAUACGCAACAGGGCCGUGCUGUCUCUCGACGACGACAUCAUGGUGCCCUGCUCUGACCUGGAGCGCGGCUUUGCCACCUGGCGCAUGCAGCCCGCCAAGAUGGUGGGCUUCUACCCGCGGCUGAUAGAGGGCACGCCGCUGGAGUUCCGCGGGGAGAGGUACUCGAUUGAGCGCAGCAUGUACAACGCGGUACUGACGGGGGCCGCCUUCCUGGACACGUGGACCGCGCUGCCCGCAUACUGGGCCGAUGCGGUGGCGCCGGCCAGGGCGGAAGUGGACCGCGUGUUCAACGGCGAGGACCUGCUCAUGAACUUUGUGCUGGCCAACGCCUCGCUGGCAGCCGGCAGCCGCGACGCGGUGGAGUUCACCCGCCCCACGCGGCGCCUGGACAUCAGCAAGCUGAGCGGCGUGGGCAUCUCCCACAACUGGAACGGCUUCAUAGAGGCCACGCAGGCGAGGCUGGCUGCUCUUUUUUGGCCUGCCCAGGACUAUUUGGCCAACUUCACGGCCACCUUUGGGGGCGUGCCGCUGCAGACGCACAACUUCAACUGGGGCCACUUCAGCCCGCCCUUUUGCGCCAUCACUUCCCUGGGCUGUGUCUAUCUUUGA